Molecule: messenger RNA, 1513 nt
Organism: Somion occarium
Lineage: Eukaryota; Fungi; Basidiomycota; Agaricomycetes; Polyporales; Cerrenaceae
Source: the annotation of a GenBank genome assembly
GACAUGUCCAUUCUAAAGACAUCGGCACAUGUUUUGUCUUUUCUUUGCUUCAGUACAUCGAGUCUCGUCAAAAUUGAUUUCGUUUUACUCCUCCUUGGUCCAAAGUCCGUCACUGUAUUAUAGCUAAUAUUAUAACUUGGGACUCAAGAAUCUGCUGAAGUACGCUCGUUGCCAAAACAAGCAUUCCCACGUGGCAAGCUUCUCGAGUACAGUUUGGUGCGAUCGAGGAUUUGAGCGGAAGAAAUGGCGACUUCUUCCCGUCACGCAUCGUCCUCCAAACUCCCUGAAUCAGUUUAUAAUCCCCGCAGGCAUGUCGGCGUGCACGCAGAGUGGGUGUCAGACGUGUCAAGUACGGACUACCCAGGUCACUAUCCAAAUGAGGACCAUAGUUGGAACCUGGAAAAAUUCAAGAAGAACCUGCAAGUGAAAGUGCAAAGACUUUCGCAACGUUCAAUUGAAUUCGACCUAGUCGGAGUGGACGCUUCGAUCGCAAAUGCUUUCCGUAGAAUUCUCAUUGCGGAAGUUCCUACAAUAGCCAUCGAACACGUUUACGUCUGGAACAAUACAUCAGUCAUACAUGACGAAGUACUGGCUCAACGUCUUGGCCUUAUACCAUUCAAUAUCGAUCCUGCGCUUGUGGAGUACAGGACGCCUACUGGCUUCAAUGCGCAACCAAACGACCGAAAUACACUGGUCUUUCGAUUGGCCGUAACCUGCGAGCGAGUGAAGAAUACAAAAAAGGACGUCAAGCCAUCUGAGCAGUACAUUAACGAGUACGUGAAGAGUGGCGAUCUGGUCUGGGUACCACAAGGCGAACAAGAGUCUGUCUUUGCGUCUAACCCUCCCGCGCCCACUAACAAGGAGAUUGUGCUUGCAAAACUCCGACCAGGGCAGGAAAUUGAUAUGGAACUGCACGCUAUCAAAGGCGUAGGGAAGGAGCAUGCUAAAUGGAGUCCGGUCGCGACCGCCUCAUAUCGUCUUCAUCCCCUAAUCAUCCUCAACCCCGAAAAGCCGAUACCACCACAUCUUGCGAAAAAGUUUGCUAGCUGCUUUAGUCCAGGAGUUGUGACAAUUGAUAAAGAUGGCGAAGUGACCAUCGACGAGCGUAAUAUGCGAAAAGACAGUGUUUCCCGCGAAGUCCUCCGGCACAAAGAAUUCGAAGGCUCGGUGCAACUCCGAAGGAUACGCGACUGGUUCAUAUUUAAUGUAGAGUCAGAAGGUCCGUACGCACCAGAGCGACUCUUCCUAGAGUCUAUAAAAGUCAUGCGGGACAAGAUUGCUACCAUCAAGGCUGCGGCGGAGGGUCUCAUGGCGAGCGCAGACGCGGAGCCUAACUUAGCGAAUGCUGAUGGUGAUGUUGAGAUGGGCGAAGCAUAGUUAGAUCACGUUCGUACUUUGGUCACUGUUUGACUAUUAUUUUUGCUCACAUCAGUAUAGAUAGAUGUUAGUGUAGUGUUGAUAGGCGAACCUAAUGAAAGUUUGGUUUGCUAUUACAAGCAGUGUUCAGCUCACA